Messenger RNA from Malania oleifera, 1312 nucleotides. RefSeq names its product transcription factor SRM1. Gene Ontology annotation, molecular function: DNA binding. NCBI's taxonomy places the organism in Eukaryota, Viridiplantae, Streptophyta, Magnoliopsida, Santalales, Ximeniaceae. The transcript has 2 exons. The coding region runs from base 327 to 983 and encodes 218 amino acids. The record is from RefSeq and is a predicted model, not a curated record.
AUAGAUUUUAUAUUUAUGAUAAUUAACGAGAGAGAGAGAGAGAGAGAGAAAGGAAAUCGAAGAUACGUGUUCGAACGAAGGAGUGAGUUGGUGUUACCAAAAACAAACAAAAUUCCAAAAAUAGAAACACCUCUCUCUCUCUCUCGCGCACACAUAAAUACAACUCAGUUUUGAGAAUUUCAAAAAAUACAGCAAAACCCUAAAAAUCUCCCACCAAACCCUUUACGAAACCUCGAAGAAACUGUGUUCCAAGAGAGAGAGAGAGAGGAAGCAAGAAAGACUACGGAGUACACAGAGAGAGACAGAAGCAUAGAUCGAUCUUGGCUAUGUUUCAGGGGAAUCUGUGGGCGGCAGCCGGAGAGUCGGCGCCGACGCAGUCUUUGUGGACUCGGUCGGAGGACAAGCUCUUUGAGCGAGCCCUCGUGCUGUUUCCCGAGGAAUCGCCGGACCGGUGGGUGAGAAUCGCCGCUAAUCUCCCGGGGAAGUCGCCGGCGGAGGUGAAGGAACACUACGAGGCAUUGCUUCACGACGUGAACGAGAUCGAAGCUGGCAGAGUCGAGCUGCCGCGUUACUCGGACGAGUUGUCGCCCGUUUGGGACUCGCCGGCGGGGGCCACUCAGAUUUCGUUCGGGGCGAAGCCGAAGCACGCGGACGUCGAGAGGAAGAAAGGGACUCCCUGGACGGAAGAAGAACACAGGUUAUUCUUGAUCGGGCUUGACAGAUACGGGAAGGGGGACUGGAGGAGCAUUUCAAGGAACGUGGUGGUGACGAGAACCCCAACCCAAGUGGCCAGCCACGCCCAAAAAUACUAUCUCCGCCAGAACGCAGUGAAGAAGGAGCGGAAGAGGUCGAGCAUCCACGACAUCACCACCGUGGACGCCGAUACCAUGGCCAGGGCCGUCGACCGGAGCUGGACUCCUCUGUCAGCAUCCGCCGGCGGCGGCUCAUCUGCGUUCUUUGGCGCCCUGAGCCCCUUCCCCUGACCAAAUACAACCUCAUAGCCUCUCCUCUAAUGGCGAUGAUGAUGAAGAUGAUGAAAUUAUCAGCCAGUUAUCCGUACAUAUUAUAUACAGAAUCAAAAUCCGAUGGAAUCCAAUUUGUUAAUAUCAUUCAUUCAUGUGGUCAUAUUUUUCAGUAAAUAGUUUUGUUUGUUUGCUUUUUUUGGGGAUUGUGAAUAUUAAUUAGAUGGAGUAUGAUGUUUAUCCAGGAGGAGGGGAGGAUGCAUCUGGGCUGCUUUGGAUCUCUUUCUCUCUGUCUCUGUAGGUAGCUCUUCUUCUCCCGUAAUAAAUAAAUGUUGGAAUUUAUGGGGUCA